Messenger RNA from Diospyros lotus (date-plum), 1578 nucleotides. Its product is annotated as protein LIKE COV 3-like. The record is from RefSeq and is a predicted model, not a curated record. Gene Ontology annotation, cellular component: Golgi apparatus. NCBI's taxonomy places the organism in Eukaryota, Viridiplantae, Streptophyta, Magnoliopsida, Ericales, Ebenaceae. The coding region runs from base 138 to 947 and encodes 269 amino acids. The transcript is spliced from 6 exons.
GAGAAGCUGCAUCCAAACAGAGAACAGGAUAUGAACGUGAACGAUGAUAUGACCGGAUACGUCGGAGAGAGAUUCCAUUGACAACAACAUAUAGUACGUUGCUGGCAGCUUGCGGAGAGAUAAGGAGAAGAAGAGAGAUGGGGACGAGGGAGAAGGACAAAGAUCUACAGCGUCUGAUACCAGUUGAUCACAAUGACAGAGGAAAAGGCUCUGAUUCCGAUUCCAAUUCCAAAUCGUCGUCAAUAUCGCCCUCUCCUCUCGUUUCGAGCUCCGGAAAACAGGCAUUUUACAAAGUAUUUCGUAGCUGGGCUUCAAAAAAGUUUAUGUCAGGAUGUGUCAUUUUGCUUCCUAUUGCAAUCACAUUUUACACCACUUGGUGGUUUAUUCAUUUCAUGGAUGGGUUCUUCUCUCCAGUGUACGAACAUCUCGGUAUCAAUAUAUUUGCAGGUCUUGGAUUUGUGACCUCUAUCACUUUCAUCUUCUUGGUUGGUGUGUUCAUGUCUUCAUGGGUGGGAGCCUCUCUUCUUGGCUUGGGGGAGUGGUUUAUCAAGAAAAUGCCCGUUAUGAGCUAUAUAUAUACUGCCUCAAAACAAAUAAGUGCAGCAAUAUCACCAGACCAGGGUUCCCAUGCCUUCAAGGAAGUGGCAAUCGUAAGGCAUCCGCGGAUUGGGGAAUAUGCAUUCGGCUUCAUCACAUCUACAGUUAUUCUUCGUAAGAGCUCAGGAGCAGAAGAGCUCUGCUGCGUCUACGUGCCAACCAACCACCUUUAUCUGGGUGAAAUUUUUCUCGUCAAUUCCAAGGAUAUCAUGAGACCUAACCUCUCUGUUCGAGAAGGGAUUGAGAUUGUCAUCUCGGGAGGCUUGUCCAUACCACAAGUAUUGACUGUAACGGAUCCUCAAAGCAUUCUUUCGCCAAGAGUUGGGAAAUUUACCAUCCCACAAGUUUAACAGUCAUCUCUUGAAUGAUGAAAUUUUUGUUUUACAUUUGUGGGAAGACUUAGAAUAUAGGGCUAGGCCAGAAUACCAUAUUAUUAGAAGGUAGAUUAUUGAGAGAGAAGUUCAAACUUCUCCAAGACAGGAAAACUCAUAACGUUGAUUUUCGUGUUAAGAAAGUGUUCGUGUUUUGGGGUCUUUUUUAGACUUUGUUGGUGAUUGUAAGCAAGAGCUUCAUAUGUUUUCACUAUACGUUGUUUCCAUGUCCAUUGACGGGUUGAGUCUAGUAAGAGUUCGAUCUCAUGUUUCGGCUUGCUAGAAGAAGGAAGCUUAAUUUGUGGAACGAUUAACUACUAUUCUGCAAGCCUACAAGUUAAAGCCAAAUAGCCAAUAUUGGCUGGUAAUGACAAGUUUCCUACUGGUUAAGAUAUCAGCCCAGAGAUCCUCAUUAUUGAGUGAGUUUCUCGAUCCUGUCAUAUGGGGGAUGCAACAACUACUAGUCUCUAUUAUACGAGAAAUUAUUCUGUGUUUUUGAGUCACCACUUAAACAUUUUGACCUAGUCUCUAUUGUACGAGAAAUUAUUCUGUGUUUUUGAGUCACCACUUAAAUAUUUUGACCAAAAAAUAUGAUGGCAUAUAAAUUUUC